AUGGCGCACAUCCAGGACGACUUCGCUGCGUACACGACCAUCGGCGAGCGGGUCGCGCCGCCCACCGAGCAGCGCAAGCCCGUUCACGCCUCAUCGGCCGGACCUUCGUUCACCGUCCCGCCAAAGCUCGAGCCCUUCCUUCUCCUCGCCAAAUCUGCCCGCGGAGCCGGCGCAGCCAACUUGAUUACCCAAGCGACCUCCUCCGCCGGAGUCUACGUCUUCAGCGAGUUGCUCGAGCAGCCCAGCAUCAAGGAUCUCGCGAACGACGAGAAGCACGCGGGACAGUACAGACUGUUGGAGCUGUUUGCGUACGGGACUUGGGGAGAGUACCUCGCCGCCAAGGACUCGUACCCUGCCUUGACCGCCGAGCAGGAGGCAAAGCUCAAGCACCUCUCCGUCCUUUCGCUCGCAACGCAGAACAAGAUCAUCCCCUACUCGACGCUCCUCUCGACGCUCUCGCUCUCGAGUGUGCCCGAACUCGAAGACCUCCUCAUCGAACUCUUCUACGCAAACGUCCUCACGGGCCGUCUCGACCAGAAGGGCUCGCGCCUCGAGGUCCUCAGCUCGGUCGGCCGCGAUGUCCGUCCUGCGCCCGUCUCUGCAUCGUCGGACGAAGCCUCGAUGCAAGUCGACUCGUCAGCCUCUACGUCGAUCGCCUCGGCGCCUUCGAUCUCGACUCUCACGGCGUCCCUCACCUCCUGGCUCGAGACGAUCUCGUCGCUCCUCUCCUCGCUCGACAAGCACAUCGCAGCGCUCCAAGCCUCGGCCAUCAACGCCUCGCAAGAACAGCUCGAGCACGAGAAGCGCGUCAGGGCCGUGGCGGAGGAAGUUGCGGCUUCGGCGGGGAAGAAGGAGAAGGGCAAGAGUGGUGGAACGGGAGCGGGAGGGGAGCCGGCGGCUUGGAAGUCGCCUGGCGGUGUGGGUGACAUGGAUGUCGACUCGGGCUUGCCGGGAGGGCUCUUUGGCGGUGGAGGCAGCAGCGGCAUGAGGGGUCUGCCGCCGCUCAGCCCCGGAGGAGGGUUCGGAGGCGGGAACGGAGGGAACAGCGGCGGGAGGACGCGAAAGAGGGGGCGGAUGUGA
This is a messenger RNA of Rhodotorula toruloides NP11, 1080 nucleotides long. Its product is annotated as COP9 signalosome complex subunit 7. The transcript has 5 exons. The coding region runs from base 1 to 1080 and encodes 359 amino acids. The record is from RefSeq and is a predicted model, not a curated record. Lineage: Eukaryota; Fungi; Basidiomycota; Microbotryomycetes; Sporidiobolales; Sporidiobolaceae. Gene Ontology annotation, cellular component: COP9 signalosome.